ACCUCUGGACUUUCGAUGUGGAUUGGGAGGCAAAUGUUGUCCCUGAGUAGCCUUCCAUCCUGGGCAGUCAGUCUCCUGGCCUGCCUCCUGGUGUCCGUAGUAACGGAGUUUGUUAGCAAUCCUGCAACCAUAACAAUCUUCCUCCCAAUUCUAUGUGGUAUGUCCGAAAGCCUCCAAAUCAACCCACUGUACACCCUGAUCCCUGUCACUAUGUGCAUCUCUUUUGCGGUAAUGCUACCAGUGGGCAACCCUCCAAAUGCCAUUGUCUUCACUUAUGGGCACUGUCAAAUCAAAGAUAUGAUCAAAGCUGGCUUUGGUGUUAAUAUCAUUGGACUAGUGAUUGUUACAUUGGCCAUAAAUACUUGGGGAAUUAGACUCUUCCAACUGGACAUAUUUCCUGAUUGGGCCCAAGCCAGUAAUAACAUUACUGUCCCAUCAUAGACAACAUUGGAAACAAUUGCCAAAUCCCAGAAAGUGGACAAACAUGAUUGUACGUAUAUAUUAAACAAGGAGACUUGACUAUAUAUUAUACCAGAAACCGGAAUAAAAUAAGAUGUAACUUAAUUGAAGUUAUCCCAAAUAUUACAUCUACCAUCUGUUACUGAAAAUAACUGUUAACUGAAUAUUGAAACAUGUCUUUUUUUCCCCCCAUUUCCAUUUGAUGGGAUGUAUGUAACUCAUGGUACUUUAGUGUAAAUUUAAAGUUGAAGGGUUAACUUUGUAAAUGUUUGUGCACAAAGCUGUAUAUAGAAGCUACUUUAUAAGGAUUCUUAUAAAGCAGUGAUGGUGAACCUUUUAGGCACAGAGUGUCCAAACUGGAAGGCGCAUACACGCGCCAAAGCACCAGAAUCCCGACGACCAGCUGGUUGGCGCGCAUGUGCACCUCAGAAUCCCAGUGACCA
Messenger RNA from Thamnophis sirtalis, 902 nucleotides. The record is from RefSeq and is a predicted model, not a curated record. Lineage: Eukaryota; Metazoa; Chordata; Lepidosauria; Squamata; Natricidae.